GAUCAAAAUACUUCCAAUAUUUUGACUUUCCAAUCAUAUUUAUAUUACAUUUUUGGAUAUUUACGUGCCUUCCUCAUUUGAACUAAUUUUGUCGGAAAAAGUUGAAAACAUAAAUAUGUUUCGUAUGUAUUAUCGAAGACUCUUCAUUUGUUUGGUGCUUUCACGUUGCUGUUUUUGCUGGCAAAGGACAGGACCAACAAUUCAAUUGAAACCACAAAAGUAACUCAAUUUCAUCCGAAACCCAGAAACUAUACAGCCACAAUUGUCAGAAGUAGACCAUCCGGUGGAUUCUUUGUACUGAGUUCCCAGUGCAAGAUUCCAUAUGUUGAUCCAUUUGCAAAAGAGCUCCUAGAUUGGGAACCAGUGAAAAUAGAGACCUGUCCUGAUGGACCGGAUUUAUUUAGCGUUUCGUACGAUCGUAUCAGGAGUCUUUAUAAGCUAAACUUUAAUAAAGACCUGGCUGAGAAGCAUUUUGCAGGCUAUUCCCAUUUGGUUGCACUUACAUUGAGAUAAUUCCGGAUCGAACAACUCCUCUGCUGAAUCAAAGCCUAUCAACUUUAAUCCUUACUGGAUAGUGCCUAGUCACUUACUGGGUAUUAUUGUCGAGUGUCAUGCUUUGGCAAACACUUCCCAAGUGAUGCAACGUGAUGCCUUUUCCUUUAUCCAAAAUCCCAGGAACCACAAAGAGGAAAAUAAUGCCAAAAGGAAACCCAGUAUCUUUAUCUUUGGGAUCGACAGCAUGUCGCGGAUAAACUUCCAAAGGACGAUGCCAUUCACCUCCAAUUUGUUCGCCAGGAAGGAUGGUUCGAAAUGGAGGGAUUCAACGGUGUGGGUGACAACAAAAUUAGUAACUUGAUGGCCAUACUUACGGAUGGCAAACUUUGGAAAGACAAACUCUUGUGUGAUCCAGAAAUCCCACUUGUCUUCACGAACUAACCAAGUUGUGGAAACACUUUCGGAAUGCUGGUUACCUCACAGCAUAUGCCGAGGAUGUGACUUCCGAUUAUUUUAAAGGACUCGGUAUGGAAUCCUUGCCGCUUCCGUUGGACUUUUAUUUGCGUCCCUUCUUGGUCAUCGUUGAGAAAGUUUUUAAGCAAUUGGGACUUUGCCUGGGUAGAAGAUAUAGUUUUAGCUACGCCUUCGAUUUUGCCAAGCAACUGAUUCAACGAUAUGUCUUUGAGCUACCAACUCCAAUCUUUGGCCUGUUCUGGACAAGUAGUUUCACCCAUAACAACUUUCGAGGUGGCAGGACCUUGGACGAGCUAUUUGUACGUUACCUGGAGGAGUUCCAGGAGUAUGGGCUAUUCGAAAGUUCCAUUGUGAUUCUGGUCAGUGAUCGUGGUUCAAGGGAGAAGAUUUUGGUAGAUCGUCCCUCUGGCUUUCUGGAGGAGCGACUGUCCAUGCUGCACAUUUACUUACCCCGCUGGUAUCAGCAGAGAUAUCCAUCGGAGGUCAGGGCUCUGCAAUUGAAUCAGAAUCGUUUGAGUUCCAAUUGCGAUCUGUAUUUAGGGAUUCGAGAGAUUGUAGAAAAGACUCGCCCGGGUAUAUGGUUCAUGGAGUCCACUUAUCCAUGUCAGUCGAUCCUAAAGAAACUCCCCAAGGAUCGCAAUUGCGAUGAUGCCUCAAUUCCUGCAAAUUGGUGUGCCUGUGUGCCCUUCAUCCGAGUUCCCAUUGAGCACUCAAUCGAUCAAAUGGCUUCGGUGGCUGUGUAUCGAAUGAACAAGUACUUGAAUAAGCUGAAUGUUGUCAGGUAUUGCUAUCUAAUGAUGUUGGAUCAAGUCCUGAAAGCGGAGCGUCAGUUGCACUUUGAUACGGAGGGAAAUGCAGUACUUCUCCUGGUCGAGUUGAGACAUUUCGACUGGUUUUCAUCACCCAACCGCAUGGAAUCAAGUUUUGGUCUAUGUUUCAAAGCAAUAACGACUCCAAUGUUGUGACCAUCAAUUGGAUGCAAUAACUCGGCUCAGUCCCUAUGACAGCCGCUCUAAUUGUAUGAAAGAUCAAAUGGCAAGGAAAUUCUGCAAUUGUCGCAAGUUCCA
This is a messenger RNA of Drosophila serrata, 2036 nucleotides long. RefSeq lists its product as uncharacterized. NCBI's taxonomy places the organism in Eukaryota, Metazoa, Arthropoda, Insecta, Diptera, Drosophilidae. The record is from RefSeq and is a predicted model, not a curated record.